CGUACUUAGGCUGGAAAGACGCGAGUGCACGUCGUGACGUCCGUUGUAGAAAUAGAAAUAAACCACUAGAUCCCAACAUACGAGGCACGCCCCCACUUCUUGACGGACGUCAUAACGCAGUCAUAACGUGCGUUGAUUUUGGAUGGACGCAUUUAUGCUAGAACGCACAUCGAGCCUUUCUGACUUACGUCACAGGUUUGCGUACUCUCGAAUGGUGCCUGCCAGACGGGCGUAUAGUUUAACGUACCUCACUUGUCGUAUCCCGUUUUCCUCUUCAAUUACUGCUGUUUCAUUUUUCACGCUGCUUCAUCGUUUUGUUGUUUUUGCUGUUGUCUGCGUUUUACCAUGGAUAUUGAAACUUUGAUAAGUGCGGUACAGCAUCAUCCGCUGUUAUGGGAUACUGCAGGGGCUGAUUACAAAGAUAAAAACAAAAAACGCCAGGCUUGGGUUGAAGUAUCAAAGAUUUUGUUUGAAGAUUAUGACAACCAGUCUCAAGACCAACAAAAAUUAAUUGUACAAGACGUGGCAUCAAAAUGGAGAACAGUACGAGACAACUACGUUAGAAACAUAAAAAAACAAUCCAUAAAAUCAGGUUCCAAAGCCAAGAAAGUGAAAACAUACAUAUACCGCAAGCAAUUAUCCUUUCUAAAGAAAUCUUUUGAACCAAGACCUACAUGUAGUAUCAUGGACACUCAACCGGACUCACCCGAAAACGAAUGUGAUGGAGAUAAUCGUGAAACUGAAGAAGACUGCCAUAUUCCUACUGCCAAUGAAACAAUGGUUCCUCCUCAACAGCUCCCAUCUUCGCGUAAAAGAAAGUUAAUGGAUGUUGAAUGUAGUUUCAUUACAAUCAGGGAAAGUCACAGCACGAAAAAGGCAACGCCACAAGAAGAUGAAGAUUUAGCUUUUUUCUACUCUGUUUUGCCCACUGUUAAAACACUGAUGCCAAAUGAGAAAUUCACAUUCAGGAUGGAAAGUAUGAAACUUCUACAAAACCUAAAACAAGCCAAAUCAUUUCCUCUGACCCUUCCUCCCUACCAAGGCGACCACCAUCGAAUACAUCGGCUGCUUCAUUAUUUUCAAACUUUUCACCGGACACGGAGGCUUCAAGUUCAGACAAAGAGACGGAAUUCAUGUUCUGUGCGAAGAAGCGUACUGCAGUGUGGAGAUGUGUCAAACACUGAACAAUUCUGAAUAGCCCGAACUGGUUCAAACGCAACCUACAUGACCUACAUUAUACGAAUAUAUGAGAAGCUUAUCCAAGCAACCGUAGCUGAAUGUUGUGGCAGAGUUCCAAUAACGUUCCCUGGUUAAGAGCGGAGUGUCAAUAUGUGGACCUACUGCGAGACAGCAAUGAAUUGAGCAAAAUUUGUAAAUUAUGGAAAAAUAAGAAACUAUUAUUUAUAGAGAAAGAAUACUGUGGAAAAUAUAACAGUUGUGAUGUUAUAAAAUUUGUUUCGAAUAAGAAAAUUAUUCUCUGUACAUACAGAGCCCCAGCUGGCAAUUAUGACUAUUUUUUAGACAAACUGGA
Molecule: messenger RNA, 1531 nt
Organism: Cryptotermes secundus
Lineage: Eukaryota; Metazoa; Arthropoda; Insecta; Blattodea; Kalotermitidae
Exons: 2
Coding region: 346-1194 (282 amino acids)
Biological process (GO): regulation of transcription by RNA polymerase II
Cellular component (GO): transcription regulator complex; nucleus
Molecular function (GO): DNA binding
Source: RefSeq, a predicted model, not a curated record